AUGACGCCUGGCGCGAGACCCGCGCUGGGGAGCGUGUGCGUGAAGGAGCUGGCCGACGCGAUGGUUGCUGCCGACGAGGUCGGCCCGCUGUUGGACGACGGCCUGUUCUUUUGCCUCGACCCCGCAGACAGUGACGACGGUCAGUACGAGGAUGCCUACUUCCCCCAUCCCGAUGAUGAGCCGUUCGUCCGUCUGCAUUGCCAGAUGGAGGCGCAUGACGAUGUCGGCAAACCUCCGAUCGCUCUCCGAGGCGUCAGGGCGGUCGGACUCCGCGGUUCACGCUUGCCUUCAUCAUUUGAGAUCGAAAGAUGGGACAUAGGAUCCCUCCUGCUGGAGGUGCUGCGCCGACCGUCCGUGGCGGACAACCUGCGCGAACUCACGCUGGCUAGGUACGCCCUGACGACGUCGAGCUUCGCGGGUCUGGUCCACGCCCUGCGCGCUACCAAGAAGGUGGAGGUGCUGCGCAUCCAGGACAUGGAGCAGGAAGUGCAGGCGUCUUGCGAGGGCGUGCUGGCGCUCGUCGAUGUGGUUGCUGGCAUGGAGGCGAUCCGCAAGCUGACGCUGCCCUUCGCGGUCCAGAGGUCGGGGAAGCUCGCCGCGAUGUUCGACAUGCUCGGUGCUCACACGUCGAUCGCGGAGCUGGAACUGAUCGUCAAGCCAACGCUUCUCACCGAAGCCGACGUCAACGCGCUCGAGCGGAUGCUGUGCACCAACACGACGCUGUCGACUCUGGUCUUGGAGCAGCCGUAUGACACACUUGACGAGAGCGACUCCGAGAUCGACGAUGACGAGGUCGCUGAUGCGCACAUCGGGCAAAUGCUGGGCGACGCCCUGGGCGCCGGGCUCGCGCGGAACAGCACGCUGCAGAAACUGUGCAUCUGCGGUGGCAGCAGUGACGCGCUGACUGCAGACGGCGUCUACGCCCUGAUGGAUGGCCUGCAGCGCAACGCGACGCUGCAGCACCUGUACGUGGACGCAGCACGGCACGCCCCCAGCUUCGCGGACGAAGUCGCGGCAGCCGUGACGCAGGGGAGCGGCCUGCGGGAGACGCACGUGCCUGCUAUUGGCGGGGCAACCUUGUUCCAGGCGCUGUCGUCGAGGUCGUGUUUCGUCGAGCUACGUGUCGGGCAAAGCUAUGCAUAUGGUCAUCCACGGCUCGCGCCCGGAGUGGUGCUCGAGCUCGCCAAGGCCGUCGCAGAUGGAGCGCUGGGGGCCACGCUGGAGGUCCUGGAGCUCGCUGGGGCGCAGGAGACGGCGACGGGGGGGUUUGUGGCGCUGGGAAACGCACUGGAGCACAACCAAGUUUUGCGCACGCUUCGAGUUGAGCGCAGCCCGGUAGACACAGAGGGAGCCGCCGCGCUCGGGCACGCGCUGGCUGCGAACCACACGCUCGAGACGCUCCUCCUCGCCGACUGCCAGAUCUGCGACGAAUGCGCAAGUGCUCUUUCGGCAGGUCUGGCGCGGAAUCAGACCCUCCGGGACCUGCAGUUGAGCGGCAACCGCGUCGGUAGGUCCGGUGCUCUGGCCGUGGCCCGCUCUCUCAGCGCCGCGUCUGCGGUGCGCCGCCUGUCACUUUCCAGUCUGGGCCUAGGGCCCCAAGGCCUCGACAAGCAACUCGACCCUGUUGACGAGUCCGUGGCGGCUGGCUUCGCGGCUGCGUUUGCACUGAGCGGCGCGCUCGAGGACGUCGACAUCGGGCACUGCAAGGUCGGCUCGGCAACCUUGGACGGGCUCCACAAACUAGCCGACGCGGUGAUCGAGGCGGCGAGGCGGCGCUACGUUCCUGGACGGCGCAUGGCGGUCAAGGCGCAGCUCUGGAGGCCAGCGGAGGUCGGGUUCAAUCAUCCGACAGCAGAUCUGAUGCGGCAGGAGGUUCGCCGGCUCCGCGAAAAGGAGUACAAGGUGCCUGGAAUGGGAUGGGAGGGCGAUUCCCGCGCGUUUUUCAAAAACCCGGUGAGGCGCGUCAAGCUUGAUGUUCUAGAAUUCUAG
Messenger RNA from Pedinophyceae sp. YPF-701, 1989 nucleotides. NCBI's taxonomy places the organism in Eukaryota, Viridiplantae, Chlorophyta, Pedinophyceae. The record is from the annotation of a GenBank genome assembly.